GGAGGGGGCGGGGAGGGAAGCGAAGGCUGGGGAGCUCUAGGCCGGCCGGCGGUGGCGGCGGCAAGGCCGGGACUCGGGCUGAGGGCCUGCUGUGGCGGCAGCGGCGGACGCCGAGCUCUGCAGUUUCUCUGGAAACCCCCCUGGUAAGUGUGGAGGAGGCGGGACACUCUGACCCAAGACAAAAGGCUUGUAGCUCCAGCCAAAGAAAAUAAACCUUAGGGAGAAGGAAAAAAACAAAAAACAAAACCAACCCAUCAGCUGUUCCUGAGAACAGCCUGCAGUGGAAUCUACAGAGAGGACAACUAAUGUGAGUGAGGAAGUGACUGUAUGUGGACUGUGGAGACAGUAAGUCACGUGGGCCCUGAGGGCCUGGACUGGGUUAGCAACAGUUGUACAUGCUGAGGUGAGGUGCUGAGAAGGGAAAAGUGAAUGUGGUCUGGAGAGUGGCCUUGGCUUCACAGGGUGUGCUUUCCUCUGAGGCCAUCCGGGAGCUCAGCCCCUGUGUUCUGCCAGGGUGGGAUACAGGGUUUGGCACUGAGGAGGGUAACUUGCUGGCUGGAGCAGCAGAGCAGUGGCCUUGAUUUGUCUUUUGGAAGAUUUAAAAACCAAAAAGCAUAAACAUUCUGGUCCUUCAGCAAUGCUUUCUCUGAAGAAAUACUUAACGGAAGGACUCCUCCAGUUCACCAUUCUGCUGAGUUUGAUUGGGGUGCGGGUGGACGUGGAUACUUACCUGACCUCACAGCUUCCCCCGCUCCGGGAGAUCAUCCUGGGGCCCAGUUCUGCCUAUACUCAGACCCAGUUCCACAACCUGAGGAAUACCUUGGAUGGCUAUGGUAUCCACCCCAAGAGCAUAGACCUGGACAAUUACUUCACUGCCCGGCGGCUCCUCAGUCAGGUGAGGGCCCUGGACAGGUUCCAGGUGCCGACCACUGAGGUAAACGCCUGGCUGGUCCACCGGGAUCCAGAGGGGUCUGUCUCUGGCAGCCAGCCCAGCUCAGGCCUCACCCUCGAGAGUUCCAGUGGCCUCCAGGAUGUGACAGGCCCAGACAACGGGGUGCGAGAAAGCGAAACGGAGCAGGGAUUCAGUGAAGAUUUGGAGGAUUUGGGAGCUGUAGCCCCUCCAGUCAGUGGAGACCUAACCAAAGAGGACAUAGAUCUGAUUGACAUCCUUUGGCGACAGGAUAUUGACCUGGGGGCUGGGCGUGAGAUUUUUGACUAUAGUCAUCGCCAGAAGGAGCACGAUGUGGAUAAGGACCUUUGCGAUGGAGCGGAGCAGGACGACACCUGGUCAGGCGCGGGUGCAGAGGCUCUGGCGCGAAACCUGCUAGUGGAUGGAGAAACUGGGGAGAGCUUCCCUGCGCAGUUUCCAGCAGACAUUUCCAGCAUAACAGAAGCAGUGCCUAGUGAGAGUGAGCCCCCAGGUCUUCAGAACCACCUCUUGUCUCCUCUCCUGACGGGGACGGAGUCGCCAUUUGAUUUGGAGCAGCAGUGGCAAGAUCUCAUGUCCAUCAUGGAAAUGCAGGCCAUGGAAGUGAACACUUCGGCGAGUGAGAUCCUGUACAGUGCCCCUCCUGGAGACCCCCUGAGCACCAACUACAGCCUUGCCCCCAACACCCCCAUCAAUCAGAAUGUCAGCCUGCAUCAGGCGUCCUUGGGAGGCUGCAGCCAGGACUUCUCACUCUUCAGUCCCGAGGUGGAGAGCCUGCCUGUGGCCGGCGGCUCCACGCUGCUCCCGCUGGCCCCCAGCAAUUCCACCAGCCUCAACUCCACCUUCAGCUCCACCAACCUGGCGGGCCUCUUCUUUCCGGCCCAGCUCAACGGCUCGGCCAACGACACGGCGGGCCCCGAGCUGCCCGACCCGCUGGGGGGCCUGUUGGACGAAGCCAUGCUGGACGAGAUCAGCCUGAUGGACCUGGCCAUCGAGGAGGGCUUCAACCCCGUGCAGGCCUCCCAGCUCGAAGAGGAGUUCGACUCUGACUCAGGCCUCUCCUUGGACUCCAGCCAUAGCCCUUCCUCCCUGAGCAGCUCCGACGGCAGCUCCUCGUCCUCCUCCUCGUCCUCCUCGUCGUCCUCCUCGUCGUCGUCCUCCUCUGCGUCCUCGUCGGCUUCUUCCUCCUUUUCUGAGGAAGGCGCCGUUGGCUACAGCUCUGACUCUGAGACCCUGGAUCUGGAAGAGGCCGAGGGCGCUGUGGGUUACCAGCCCGAGUAUUCCAAGUUCUGCCGCAUGAGCUACCAGGACCCGGCCCAGCUCUCCUGCCUGCCCUACUUGGAGCACGUGGGCCACAACCACACGUACAACAUGGCGCCCAGCGCCCUCGACUCCGCUGAGCUGCCGGCGCCCGGCGCCCUCAAGAAAGGCAGCAAGGAGAAGCAGGCCGACUUCCUAGACAAGCAGAUGAGCCGGGAUGAGCAUCGAGCCCGAGCCAUGAAGAUCCCUUUCACCAAUGACAAAAUCAUCAACCUGCCGGUGGAGGAGUUCAAUGAGCUGCUGUCCAAAUACCAGCUGAGCGAGGCCCAGCUGAGCCUCAUCCGCGACAUCCGGCGCCGGGGCAAGAACAAGAUGGCGGCGCAGAACUGCCGCAAGCGCAAGCUGGACACCAUCCUGAACCUGGAGCGGGACGUGGAGGACCUGCAGCGCGAUAAAGCCCGGCUGCUGCGGGAGAAGGUGGAGUUCCUCCGGUCCCUGCGGCAGAUGAAGCAGAAGGUCCAGAGCCUGUACCAGGAGGUGUUCGGGCGGCUGCGGGAUGAGAACGGGCGGCCCUACUCGCCCAGCCAGUACGCACUCCAGUAUGCCGGGGACGGCAGUGUCCUCCUCAUCCCCCGCACCCUGGCCGACCAGCAGGCCCGGCGACAGGAGAGGAAGCCGAAGGACCGAAGAAAGUGAGCCUGGGGAGGAAAGGGGGGUUGACGCUCACUGGGAUGGAAACUGGAGAAGGGCUGGGCCUGGACCUGGACCUACAGUGGGGACUUGAAUGCCUUCUUACCCAAUAGAUCUUUUCAGAUGGGAUGGACUGCGGGUCAGUGGACAGGAAGAGGAGGGCGCAGGCGCUGUCUGGCUCGGCUUCCCCCCGGGGAGGGGGGGGCGGGGGUGGUGCGGAAGCAGCCAGACCGUUUGGGUGGACAGGGUCCUCACCCCUACUGUGUCCUCCGAGAGAAGGGGUGGUGCUGGCAUUGCUGGAGG
Messenger RNA from Odobenus rosmarus divergens (Pacific walrus), 3181 nucleotides. RefSeq names its product nuclear factor (erythroid-derived 2)-like 1 (gene NFE2L1). Gene Ontology annotation, cellular component: nucleus. Gene Ontology annotation, biological process: regulation of transcription by RNA polymerase II. The coding region runs from base 638 to 2884 and encodes 748 amino acids. Lineage: Eukaryota; Metazoa; Chordata; Mammalia; Carnivora; Odobenidae. The record is from RefSeq and is a predicted model, not a curated record. Gene Ontology annotation, molecular function: RNA polymerase II cis-regulatory region sequence-specific DNA binding; DNA-binding transcription factor activity, RNA polymerase II-specific. The transcript has 5 exons.